AUGGCAUCGACAGCGACCACCUCUUCACUCUCCGCUCCACCUCCUCCCAAAAUAUACGCAGCGCGAUCCAAAGCUCCCAUAAGAAGCGUCAUACCUCACAAAAUUGCGCUGGCCCUAUUGACACCCAACAAUGUGGGCCAAUUGAGGAGGUUGAACUCUGUACUUUUCCCCGUCAGAUUCUCGGAUGGGUGGUACAAGGAUGUGUUGCACAAAGAUGUGGCUGCGAUUUGCAAACUUGGUGAGUAGGCGCUCGAGGCAGAGGAAUGGUUUGGGGGGACGAGCGGAUGCAGAGGGGGAAGGAUCGUGGGCAAAGUUCGAGAGAGAGAGAGGAGCAUGGUCAGGCCCAUCGUAGCGUUUGUUGGGUCAGAUCAAGUCUGUUUAGCUCUUUGAGGACAAGGAGGAGACGUCCAUUCGCUCAGCUUCUCGGCCCAUCUCUUCGCGCCCCACAAACCAUCGUCUGACACUCUCCUUCUGCUCCCCCGCCAAUGUCGCCUUCCAGCGCUGUUCAAUGACAUUCCAGUGGGCAACAUCUGUUGCAGGUACGAGCGAGAGGGAGGAUCAGAAGUUAAGGUGUACAUCAUGACGUUGGGCGUAUUGGCUCCUUACAGACGAUUAGGCAUCGCAUCGGAGCUUCUGAGGCAUCUGCUCACCGUGGCCGGAGUAGGCACAUCCGUCUCCUUGCGCGAUCCAAACGCGCCUGUUCCGAAAGCUCCAUCCGCGUCCACAAACAGCAAGAGCAGCAACAGCAACAAUGCUAAUGCGGCUUCCAAAAGUUCAAAGGAUUCCAAAACAACAUCGGUCAAGACGGAAGAACCAAAGAGGGAAAGCCGAACGGUAAAGAGCCUGUACCUGCACGUUCAGACUUCAAACGACGAAGCAAAGGCAUUCUACGAAUCCCAUGGUUUCCAGCACACCGGUACUGUGCAGGACUAUUACAAGGUCGGGAUCGAACCCAGGAGCGCUUGGGUAUUGGAAAGACUUGGAUAA
Molecule: messenger RNA, 987 nt
Organism: Ceraceosorus bombacis
Lineage: Eukaryota; Fungi; Basidiomycota; Exobasidiomycetes; Ceraceosorales; Ceraceosoraceae
Source: the annotation of a GenBank genome assembly